This is a messenger RNA of Polyodon spathula (Mississippi paddlefish), 943 nucleotides long. Its product is annotated as coiled-coil-helix-coiled-coil-helix domain-containing protein 10, mitochondrial-like. The record is from RefSeq and is a predicted model, not a curated record. Bases 139 to 570 code for a protein of 143 amino acids. Gene Ontology annotation, biological process: mitochondrion organization. Gene Ontology annotation, cellular component: mitochondrion; nucleus. The transcript has 4 exons. NCBI's taxonomy places the organism in Eukaryota, Metazoa, Chordata, Actinopteri, Acipenseriformes, Polyodontidae.
GUUAUUUAGACAAGGUCGUACGCGUGUGACUUUAGUUUGAGUUGUGUGGUGUACAGAAGGGGAGACACAGUGUACAAUAUUCAUACUUAUUAAUAUUAUAAACACAACAAAACAACUCUCAGAUAUUUGAAUAUCAAGAUGCACAGAGGAAGCCGUAGUAGACCCUCUUCAGCUGCAAGCCACUCAGCUCCGUCUCACACUGGCCCCCCUGCACAUGCUCCCCCCUCGGUGGCGGCUCCAGCCCUUAAUCAGCCGCAGCAGCCCGGGCUCAUGGCACAAAUGGCCACGACAGCGGCGGGUGUGGCAGUGGGGUCAGCUGUGGGGCACGUCGUGGGCAGUGCACUCACUGGGGCAUUCAGCGGAGACAGCAGCUCUGAGCCUGCAAAACCAGCCAGCAUGCCCCAGCAGCCAGCGAGACAGCCUGCCUACCAGCAGCAAGGCCCCUGUCACUUCGAGGUGAAACAGUUCUUGGACUGCGCCACCAACCAGGAUGAUCUGCACCUGUGUGAGGGGUUCAGCGAGGUGCUCAAACAGUGCAAGCUCUCUCAUGGUGUCUCAUCGCUGGUUUAAUGUGAAGUGCUUUACAAGCUGAUUCAGAAGAAAUGGAAGGAAACACACAUCACAAGCAACUGACAACUAGAAAACUGGACUGGAAUGCAGCCAUAGAGGACAAAAAAUGCAUUGUUUAAAUACUGUAAUCAUAGUCUUUAAAUCAAUGUCUUUUUGUUUAGACACACAGUGCUUUUUGUGGGAUUUGUAUAAACAGGUUGUAAAUAAGAGAUUUUUAUCCAAUGAGGUCUGUGGAUACAUUAUUACCUUUUCUUUUGCAUCUAUUUCUUAGAUGUAUGCCAUAGCCAUGUUUUCUAAAUCUAGAUGUGAUUGCUUGUUAUUUAUGUUAACUAUUUAUAGGCAUACAAAAUAUGAACAUCUUCUUUAGUAGCUA